Molecule: messenger RNA, 585 nt
Organism: Epithele typhae
Lineage: Eukaryota; Fungi; Basidiomycota; Agaricomycetes; Polyporales; Epitheliaceae
Exons: 4
Coding region: 1-585 (194 amino acids)
Source: RefSeq, a predicted model, not a curated record
AUGACCGAUCUCACGUUCUGCUACCUCCACAUGACUCGUCACGACAUCGAGGUGCUCGACACCAUCGGCACCCCUGACUAUCUCAACGGCGAUCUAUGCGCGGACGACAUCGAUAUGCCGGCACACCUCAGACCCCCGAACCCUGAGGAGUCCGAAGUACUCCCCUCGCAGGUGCACCCCUCCUACCCGUACGGGAACCCGAUGAGCGUCAAGCACCCCGCCGCGCUUCCGAGGCGACCGUACGACCCGACCUCGCGCGCGCUUUUCGAGGACAUGGGCUACGGCGGUGGCGGCGUGAACGGCUCCAUCCGCUGGAAGGACCUCGCGCUCACGCUCCUCUUCCCCGUCGACUCCGCGCGCGAGGACGCGGACAAGGCCGCCCAGGCGCGCCAGAUGGCGAGUGGCACGGCCAGCAACCAGCAGCAGCCACAGCAGCAGCAGCAAGUGCCUCCGCAGCAGCAGCAGGUGCCUCCCCCGAACCAGCAGAUAGUGGCGGCGAACAACGUAACCGAAGAUGAAGAAGACAACGGAACUCUAGAAGCCGAUGACGACGAGACGGAAGACGUCGACGACGAAGACCCGUAG